Molecule: messenger RNA, 786 nt
Organism: Drosophila albomicans
Lineage: Eukaryota; Metazoa; Arthropoda; Insecta; Diptera; Drosophilidae
Exons: 2
Coding region: 165-605 (146 amino acids)
Biological process (GO): regulation of DNA-templated transcription
Cellular component (GO): histone acetyltransferase complex; nucleus
Molecular function (GO): histone acetyltransferase activity; transcription coactivator activity
Source: RefSeq, a predicted model, not a curated record
GUGCAUCUCUAGUUGCAAUUUGUCUGUCGUGCCGGCAAGUCGUCUGUUGUCAAAAGUCGUUAAAAGAAAAGUCGUGGAAAAGUCGCAAUUUAUAUCAAAGACAGCAACAGUAACAAUUGAUGCUCUCGUAGCUGAUCAUUAAAAAAAACAAACAGCGAGAAGUCAUGUCACAGGAACAGAUGGCGUCCCUGGCGCAGAUAGUGCAAGGGAUCAAAAACAAUCCAAGCAGCGAAACUAGUCAACAGAUGCUUCGCAUUCUUAAGCAAAAUCCACAGAUAAUGGCGGCCAUCAUUAAGCGGCGGCAGCAAAGAGAAAUGAGUGCAGCUAACGGAGGAUCAAUUCAAUUUGGGAAUAGUUGCCAACAACAACAGCAAGAAGUCAUGACACAGCAGCCGAUUAUGGUGAAUGCGCCGCCGGCAAAGACGCUGGCAGAGAUUAUGCAAAAGAUCAAAGACACUCCAGUCGACGAGAACAGCCAGCGCAUGCUUCAUAUUCUAAAGCAGAAUCCGCCGCAAAGAGAAAUCAAUGCUCCAGCGGGUGAAGCUGACGAUGGGGCGCUACAGGAUCUGCAGCAAAUGAUGGAAGACAUGAUGAUGAAUAAAUGAAAUAUGGCCAACAACAGCAACAAGCAUCAAUUACUUUUGGUGCCCAAUGAUGAAAUUAUAUUCCCUGUAGCCAUUUAACAAUGUACAUAAGAUAUGUUAGCAGUAUUCAAUUCUAUAUAUACCGAAUUUAAUCCAAUAUUGUAUUUGCUGCAACUCAUGUAUGCCUUAUUAAAGAUACUAU